Messenger RNA from Sycon ciliatum, 6096 nucleotides. RefSeq lists its product as uncharacterized. Gene Ontology annotation, biological process: cell communication; cellular response to calcium ion; negative regulation of adenylate cyclase activity. The transcript is spliced from 2 exons. Gene Ontology annotation, cellular component: membrane; cytoplasm. The annotation marks the transcript as partial. Gene Ontology annotation, molecular function: adenylate cyclase inhibitor activity; G-protein alpha-subunit binding; G protein-coupled receptor activity. NCBI's taxonomy places the organism in Eukaryota, Metazoa, Porifera, Calcarea, Leucosolenida, Sycettidae. The record is from RefSeq and is a predicted model, not a curated record.
AUGGGUUCUACGCGUGUGUUAGUCAAUAUAUCACCACUUAGCGAUGAUAUCGCUGAAGGCAAUGAGGAUGUUGUGUUGACUAUCACCUCUAUCAUCGGUGCACCUGUUGGUGUGACAGGUACAAUUAGUACUACUAGCGCUGCUGCGGCUAUCGUUAUUGUUGAUGAUCCUGAUGAUACCAAUGUCACUUUAUCUAUCAUCAGCUUUGAUUCGACCGCGAUGGAGGGGGUUUCAGCGGCUUCUGAACCGGCGGUGUUUAGAAUUAGCAUUGAUGACAAUAAAGAAUUUAGCCGGGAUAUUACCGUCAGUUACGUGGUUCCACAGCCAUCAGCAGUAGGCAAUGCUCGUGAGGUUGAUGACUACAUUAGUAUUGGUAGAACACGAUUGAUUGCGGAAGGCUCAACUUUUAUUGAUAUCGAAAUAUCACCUGUUAAUGACAAUAUCUCAGAAGGUAAUGAGACGGUGAUCAUGCAAUUAAAUACAAUUAUUGGUCAGGCCGCUGGAGUGACAGCGGUGGCAUCCGCUACAAAUCGAGCAGAUUUGACAAUUAUUGAUGACGAUACAACUAUCAUUAUUUUACUGGAGGCUACCGAUUCUACGGCAACUGAAGAAGCAAACUUAAGUGACCCUGUCACAGAUUCUGCCAACUUCAGAAUUAGCAUCAGGGAUGGCAUUAUUCUGUCUACCAAUUUGACCAUCAAUUAUACAAUCAAUGGGAUUGCCAUUAACGGUGUUGAUUAUGCGAGUAUUGCUCUAAAUGCAACCUUGGCAAGCGGUUCGACUGUGGUGGAUAUAGCCAUUGUACCAAUUGGCGAUAAUAUCGCAGAAGGUGAUGAAACGUUUAAUAUUAAUCUGACAGCUGAUAGUGGGGCACCUUCGGGAGUCACGAUCAUAUUAUCGACUAAUACUGAACAAAUCAUUAUUAUUGAUGAAGAUACCAAUGUUGAAAUCAGUAUUUUAUCUGCUGAUAGCACUGCCAAUGAAAAUCCGACAGGAACCGCUGAAUUCACGAUUUCAUUGAAUAAAGAAAUCGCCACGCAAACAUUUUUAACCUACAGUAUUAGCGGAUCAGCAGUUAAUGGUUUGGAUUAUUCUGCAAUUGUUGAUAGCCACCUCUUUGCUAUUUCUAGUACCGCGCUGGCAACAAUCAUUACACCAAUACCAGCAAAUGGAGAUGGCAUUAGUGAAGGUGAUGAAACUGUUGUGGUUACAUUGAACAGCUUGACUGGUUUACCAGCAGGUGUAACUGUUGGCAUUGUUGUUCCAGCUGUUACAUUGACUAUUGAAGACAAUCCUACAGAGCUGAUCACAAAUGUUACUCUUCAAACCAUUGAUGGCAGUAUCGCUGAGGCGGGUGCUGAUACAGCGACAUUGAGGAUAUUUUUGGAAAGACCGGUAGCUAGAGACUUAGUUAUUAACUAUAGUAUUACUGGUAGUGCUGAUUUGGGUAUUGACUAUCAGAUUCUAGCUCUUAGUGUGUUAAUACCAGAAAACUCAACCUUUGUUGAUAUUGUUAUCACUCCAAUAGGGUCUGAUAAUUUAGGGGAAGGGCCAGAAACUUUAAUCGUCGAAAUUACCACGAUAACGGGACAACCUGCACAAGUGACACUGAAUCUUGUCGCUCCUAAUCGCGAGCUUUUGACUAUCGUUGAUGACCCGAAUGAUGCGCAAAUUGAUAUUAGUCUUCUGGCUACAGACCCUACUGCUGGUGAGCGAGAUACGACGGUUGGCGAACUAAAUCCUGAUUUUGGUAACUUUAGAAUUAGUUUAGAUAAUCCGGCAGCUACAGAUAUUGUUAUCAACUACACGCUCUCAGCUACCUCUUCAGCUGAUAAUGGUAUUGACUACAAUACCAUUGCUAUUUCCGUGACUAUUCCAGCGAUGUCUAGCUUUUCAGAUAUUAGUAUUUCUCCAUUGGAUGAUGUCGUUGGCGAAGGCGAUGAAACCAUUGAGCUAGUUUUGUUAGCCGCUAGUGGCCAGCCUUCAGGCGUAACAUUGACUAUUACGGCACCGGAUGAUCAGGUUUUAAUUGAAGAUGAUCCCGCUGAUUUAAUUAUUUUAGUGGAGACCGUUGCGCUUGAUAGCUCUAUCAGCGAAACAGGCGAAACUGCUGGGCGUUUUAACUUACGAAUUAACAAUCCUUUGGUCUUGGAUUUAAGUAUUACCUACACAUUAGGCGGUACAGCUAUUAAUAAUUCAGAUUAUUCCAGCAUAGGAAAUACUGCAAUUAUUGGCGGUAAUGUCGUGGUAAGCCAAGCGACAACAAACGUCGAUGUCAUCAUAACCGCUAUAGAUGACUUAAUUGCUGGGGAAGGUAAUGAAUCAGUGAGCUUAUUACUCACAACCGCCUCUUACCCUAAUCCUCAAAUCAAUGUAACAGUUAGUACUGCUGCUGCGGUAAUGGAAGUCAUCGAUAAUGACAUUGAGAUUUCAGUGCAGUUGUUAUCCAAUGGCGCAGCUUCAGAAAAUGGCAGUACGGCUAGCUUUUUGAUCUCUAUAGAUAAUGAUUUGAGAUUAGAAGCGCCACUGACAAUUUUAUAUAGCACCGGUGGUUCUGCGAUCAAUUCCCAAGAUUAUAAUUUGUCACAGAUCAACGCUGUUAUUCCUGCAUUGUCAACCAGUACGAUUAUUACCGUCAAUCCAGUUGAUGAUAUUGUCGCCGGUGAAGGUGAUGAAACACUUACCUUAACGUUGAACACAGUACAGGGAGCACCAGCAGCAUUAAGUGUAGUACUAAGCACUAAUUCACCAGUAGUAACACUGGUCGAUAAUGACACAGAAAUCAAUAUUGACAUCAACACGAUUGUUAGCCCCGCUGAUGAAAAUGGCUUUAUCGAAGGGCAAUUCCAAAUAGAAAUCACCGAUGGUAUUUUGGUUGCCCCGCUAACUGUAGGCUAUACCAUUUUGGGUUCGGCGAUUAAUGGUCUUGAUUAUAUCGCGAUUAAUAGCACACAAGUUAUUGCGCCUUUGAGUAGUGCGAUCGACAUUACGAUUACACCACAAGAUGAUAUCUUGGUUGAAGGAAUAGAGACGAUACAAUUGCAACUGCUGAACACUUCAGGCCAGCCUAGCGGUUUGACAGUUAUCAUUUCUUCAGCGAUUGCAGCGGUUAGCUUACUGGAUGAAGAUGAUCAAAUUACUUUACAAGUCAACAGCUUAGAUGCUACAGGCUCUGAAGUUGGCUCUAAUACUGCUACAUUCCAAAUUGCUGUUGUUGAAAAUGUUCAACUCUCACAAAAUAUUACAAUAGACUAUACUUUAAUUGGCACAGCCAUUAAUGCUAUUGAUUAUGACAAUAUAUUACCUCCAGCAAUUAUUACUGCACCUAGCACCUUUAUUAACUUAACGAUUACGCCUUUAGAUGAUGUUUUUGCUGAAGGAAAUGAAACUAUUUUGAUUCGAUUAAUUACUAUAUCUGGAGUUCAGCAGGGAGUGAUGGCCAGUAUUAGUAGUUCAACAGAUACUGCGUUGAUAACAAUUGAAGAUGAAGAUAUUAAUCUUGAUGUGGCGAUAAUCGCAACCGAUGGCAGUGCGAAUGAAGUAGGGCCGGAUAGUGGACAGUUCCAAAUUUCCUUAUCAUCGCAACUACAAACAGAUUUCACACUUUUCUAUAGUAUCGGCGGUGAAGCACUUAAUAAUAUUGACUAUAGCUUAAUCGAUAGUAGUAUCGUUUUUGUCUCAGGCUCUACCCUUGAGUCAAUUAAUAUUAUUCCGCGCAGUGAUGAUAUUGGUGAAGGCUUGGAAAGUGUAUCUAUUACGUUAUCGUCAAGCUCAGGGUCUCCGAAUGCUGUUUCGGUGGCCUUUACCAGUGGAACAGCUGUGCUGGACAUUGAGGAUGACCCAAGUGAUUCUCAAGUGUUUGUUAGGCUGAUAGCACAAGACCCAAGCGCCGCUGAAGCGAAUGCGAAUACAGGUGCAUUUCUGAUCACUUUAGAUAACGAACUUUCCAGAGACCUUACUAUCAGCUACACUUUAACGGGGUCUGCAACAAAUACUGAUGAUUUUGAAACUUUAACAACGACUUUACUCAUUGUUGCUGGUACUACAAAUUUAACAACCAUUAUUACGCCUAUCGAGAUUGAUAACCUAGCAGAAGGUGAUGCAACGUUCAUUGAUGACUACAUCAUUAGCCCAUUUCCAACACUGCUGAUUCCUGCUUUAUCGAGCUCGGUGAAUGUUACUAUUACAACAAUUGAUGAUAAUCUUGCCGGAGAAGGCAUUGAAACAGUCAGCUUGGUUAUUACUUCAGUAUCAGGUCAGCCUGCUGGUAUUAGCUUUACUAUAGAUUCAACUAGUGCGUCUAUUGAUGUUAUUGAUGCAGAAACUAAUGUGGUUGGUACUUUAACGGUAACUGAUGCGAGUGUGGCUGAGGUUGGUAAUGAUCGAGGUAUUUUCCGUUUCACUUUUGAUAACAAUAUUAGCUUUGUUCAAGAUAUAACUUUGAACUAUACAUUGACAGGCACAGCAAGCCCAGCGGAUUUCGUGGGCAGCACAUUGUUUAGCUCAUCUGUGAUUAAUACUGGGUUGAAUAGUAUUGAUAUCAACUUCGUACCAGUUAAUGACGGCCUUGGCGAAGGUUUGGAGAACCUUAUUCUUACUCUAACGACAAUAACGGGUGCUCCAAGUUCAGUCGAUAUACAGUUCCAAGCCCCAAUAUCAGGAUCAUUUGAUAUAGAGGACGAUCCUGCCGAUUCUAUUUUGGUGGUAACAGUUGCUGAAGAUGCAUCUGCGGUUAAUGAGGGUUCUUCAACAACCGCAUUUAAUAUCGCUAUUAGUACGCUAUUCAAUACUGAUUUAACCAUUCAUUAUAGUGUUCUUGGCACUGCUUCAAUAGGCGUAGAUUAUGGCAAUGUGGCGACCACUAUUCUGAUACCUGUGUCUACCACUAAUGCCGAUAUAGAAAUUAAUUUGAUUGAUGAUGCUCUUAUUGAAAGGACCGAGUCUAUUGAAAUUCAAUUGACCUCGGUAAGUGGCGUAGCCUCUGCAGUGACAACGAUUAUAAGUACUACUAACGCAGUUGUAGAGAUUAUCGAUAAUGAUAAAUUAUUAAGCAUCCAAGUUACUUCACAAGAUUCUACAGCCGCUGAACCUAUUACUGCUGGCAACCUUGGCAGCAAUAUUGGCACUUACCAAAUUACAGCUUCAAAUCCAGCAGCAUUUAAUUAUAUUUUAGCGUAUAGCUUGCUAGGUACGGCUGGCAAUGGUUUAGAUUACUCUGCAAUCAACAACACAUUUAUUGGUACCACGAUAUUAAUUCCUGCAAAUUCAACAGUCGUUAACCUAAACAUCAAUCCUGUCGGAGACGAUAUCGCUGAAGGAGAUGAAACCCUUCAAUUGAUUCUACAAACUGCCACAUCAGUUAUAGCUGGCGUCACUGUUAACCUGAGUUCUACUGCCGCUGAAAUACUUCUAUUAGACGAAGAUGUAUUUUUAGAUUUUUCAGUUUCCGCCGGCGAUAAUCAAGCUUCUGAAACCAAUGAUAGCUCUACUUACUUAGUGUCUAUUGAUGCUAAUAAGACAUCUAAGCAACCGAUUACAGUAACUUAUAACUUUACUGGCUCUGCAACUAACGGACAAGAUUUUAGAUUGGUCGCUCUAUCACUACUGCUAUCAGCAAAUCAAAAUUCCACUUUGAUUGAAAUCUCACCAAUCGAUGACUUUGUUGGCGAAGGCACUGAGUCUGUUCGUAUUAAUUUGUUAUCGGCAAGUAACGCACCUAGUGGCGUUGUUUUAGCGAUUAAUACAGUUUCUGCUGAUAACCUUAUUACUGAUAAUGAUACCAAUUUAACUUUAGCCAGCAGUAUCAUUGACUUUCUAGCUGAAGAACAGGGUCCGAAUACGGGUGCGUUCCGAAUACUUUUUACUAAUAAUGCUUUAACUGUACUAAGUAGAGAUAUUCAAGUUAGUUAUACGUUCGCGGGUAAUGCGAUUAACGGCCUUGACUACAUCGUUGAUCAAGGACCAAUUACCAUACCGGCAGGAAGCAGUGGCGUAAAUUUGGUAUUUACACCUAUAGACGAUGAAGUGGUUGGCGAAGCGAAUGAAAGUGUUACUUUAAUUUUGUUGAGUACCUCAGCAGCACCCACCGGUGUAACA